This is a messenger RNA of Dibothriocephalus latus, 399 nucleotides long. The record is from the annotation of a GenBank genome assembly. Lineage: Eukaryota; Metazoa; Platyhelminthes; Cestoda; Diphyllobothriidea; Diphyllobothriidae.
AGUCCACCGCCAGAGCACACUGCCGGUGCCUGCUCCCAUUUCCUGGCCCUUUCGCAGAGCCUCCUACGACGGAAUCUGGUACACCACCUGGAGGAUCUUCAGGAGGCCGUCGCGCAAAAACGCCUGGCACACGGCCUGAUACCGCAGGUUCUGCGACAAAUUGCUGAACCCUCCUCGGUUGAGGAGGCCCUGCGUUUCACGCAAACUCGGAGUAGUUCGCCGCCGCGGCUGGUUACUUCGGCGGCUCUGAAGAUGGUGAAUCAGUGCAAUGCGGUCAUUACGGUGGAAAUGGAACCUGAGGAGUGUCACUUAAACUCCACUAACACUGACGUUGGCAGUGCUUUGGCCAGUCACUCUUGUCCGCCGGAAUCGAACCAACAGCGACAACAGCCGCGGUAA